AUGGGGAUGCGCAAGCCCAGACAGACUCGCCCAUCGCCACUCGAUCUGGAGGUCAUUCGACGCGACUACCCAGAGCACCGCGAGUUUGCCGAUAGCGUGCUGCCGCUUGCCGAGAGGAAGCAACACCAUUCGUCGCUUCAGUUGCCCAAGCGCGCACGGGAUGACGACGACGAACAGCCUGAACAGAAGCGAACACGGACUGAUGCCGGUGGUGCCGAGAUCGAACAGAUGAGGGCGGAAAUGGAUGCUCUCCGGGCUGAGAAUGAGCGGCUCAGGGCUGAGACUGAGAGGCUUAGGAAUGUGAGUCGCACUUCUGCUCCUUUCGUCAAGAAAGAAGAAGUCGAUGGGGAUGGUUUCGACGCUCUUAGCAAAGAGUUCGACAGACUCGUUGAAGAAGAGCUUGCUCGGAUAAGUCGGUGA
Alternaria incomplexa is the source of this 420-nucleotide messenger RNA. RefSeq lists its product as uncharacterized. The coding region runs from base 1 to 420 and encodes 139 amino acids. The transcript is spliced from 2 exons. NCBI's taxonomy places the organism in Eukaryota, Fungi, Ascomycota, Dothideomycetes, Pleosporales, Pleosporaceae. The record is from RefSeq and is a predicted model, not a curated record.